AAUGUAUAAUUUUUUCGUUUGAUUUCAACAUAUUCAUAUCGUGCUUACGGUUUUAAAGAAAAAUGUUUUCGAAAAAAUUGGAACGUAUGUACCAACCGCCGUCGGACUUGAAAAAAUACGACAAUGAGGGUUACAUGCAAAAUCCAUUGCUUAAGUUUCGACUCGCCGAUGUCCAGCGACAGCGACACUCGCGAUUUCUUAAAUACCGUGCCUCGGUCGAAAAAGUCAACCUAUGUCGCAAACCACUGCUGGCUGAGCCGGAUAUGCGUCUAUUGCCCGAAAACGAUUAUGUAGACAAUUUACGGCGUGAGGUUCGUAAGAUAGAAGUGCCGAAAAUGUUGCGAAAAACUGAAAAGAAAAUUCUCAGCUAUGCACCAAACCGAUUAAAAACCAAAUAUCCCGAACUUGUCGAUAACUAUAUGAAGGAUGUACAUGAGGAAUUCGACCGCCUUAUGAAGAUUUAUAGCAUGAAUUGCAUAUUAGUGCAUCCGGAGUUCGCCGAUGAAGAUCCAACGCAAUUUCUACUACCGCGAAAGGAUUUCCAUUUCAAAUUACCUGGAAGAACAGAAAACUAUCCAAAAUUCCUGGAAAAUAAACGUAAGAUUGGCAAAAAACUACUCAUUGUGUAUAUGCAAGUGCGUAUGAUCUUAAGCACCUCGGAACUGGAGUUCCCAAAAACAAUGGUUGUAUUAGAUCCGAUAACACUCGGCUCUAGUCAUGUACAAGCCAUAAUGGGGCUCGGUGGUCGAGAGGCAUUAUUUUACAAGACCUUCAUAAAAUAUGUGGAGACUUCUAUGGGAGAUGUAAACAAUUUUAUACGUUGGACUUGGUACCCUAAAAUGGUAUCGGUGAUUCGUCGACAAUUUCGCAAGCGUACAGUACCGAAUUGGCUGAAGUUGCGAAUGUUCAAAUGCUUGGAGGCGCUGAUGAACAGACAAAUAAAUAUGAUGAAAAUAAAUACAUUAAAUGAAUUCCUGCGUGUAGGCAGUACAGUACAGAAGAUACCGACGCUGAAAAUAAAUAUGAUUUACGAAGAGGAAGAAAAUACAAUCGAUCUGGAUCCGAGUUUGGAGACCAUAUAUGAUAUGUACGAACAUCUCGUGGAUUUCGCAGCAAGUGUUGCAACUGAAAUGGAACCAUUGGAACCUCAAAUCGAUUCAACCAUGGUCAACAGUGCUGCCGAUUACCUGCGUAUAUUCAUGAACGAGAAUUGGCUGAAUGAAUAUAAGGUAAAGCUGAGAAAUGUGCUGAAAAGCACAUAUGAACCCAUAGAAGAGUACAUUAUUGGCUAUAAAAAUAAAUAUUACAAUUUGUAUGCGGAAGAUGUGCGUGAAGAUCUUGAUGAGUUCUUGAGCGAAUCGCGCGUAUUUGAGGAAUACUUCAAGCGUAUCGAAACCUAUUUCGAGUUUAUACGGAUGCUACAAAGUGAACCGGAAAAUGAUUUCUUCGAAAUGUGUGUUGUUAGCAAUAAAUCGGCGAUUAUCGCACUACGACGUAUUGCUGAUGAUCUAAUCGCCCGCAUAACUGAACAAAUGGUCAAGGAGCACAUUAAGGCUGAAGAGGAAAUUUGCGCUGGUUUCGAAGAUAUAAAAACGAAGGCAUUAACCAUACCAAGAUCGACCGAAGAAUUACUUGCCAGCGCAGAAUAUAUGAUACUCGUGAAGAAGGAACUUAUAUUCGCGUUAAGAGAUCGCAUACAAUAUUGCCUGCAGGUUGGCACAAAUCUGGUUGAGUUGACCGAGAUGGAACCAUAUCAUUUCGAUCUUACCAUACGCACCAUCAAUUGGCUGCAGGAUAUUAAUGAAAUUUGUGAUUAUAACGCCUCACAGCAGGAACAUUACAAAUUCCUUUUCGAAGAACAUUUACAGGAUGUGAUAAAGAAAUUAAAUGAGGAUAUUGAGGCUAUGCUGCCAAAUUUGUCAAUUAUUGACGAUAUGAGCGUACCGGAACAGUUUCGUCAUAACUAUAUAUUGUUAAGAAAUUUUAUGGGUCAACUGAAGACGUUCGAUGAUUAUGUGAAAUGGAUCAAUAAAGAGGAAAAACUCUUUAAGAUGGCGCAGACAACAUACCCGAAAUUAGAAGUGAUGAAAGGAUUUAUAAUUCCCUUUGCCGAACUGAUGAAAUCUUGUAUUGAAUGGAUGCGUUAUUUGAAUGUCUGGAUGUAUGGACCGUUUGAAUAUCUGGAGCCAAAAUUUGUGGAAGAAACAACUGAAAACUUUUUAAAGGAGUUUCAAAAGAAUCAAAAAUAUUAUCGUGUAAAAAUUAGACAAGAUCAAAUUGAAACUCCAAUUUGCAUGUUUCGAGGUCAAACCGAGGAUCCAGAUCCAGAUAAACAUCCCGUACCAAUUCGACUUUGUACAAAAAUGAUUAAAACCAUAAAAGACUUCACCACUGGCGUGUUCAUAGUCAACAUUAUGUGCAAUCCGGCCUUACGUAAACGGCAUUGGAAGGAGAUGUCCGAGAUUGCUGGGUUUGAUAUAACUCCCGAUGCCGGUACUACAUUGAAAAAAAUCAUCGAUAUGAAUCUAGACACAAAGUUAGAUCAAUUCGAAAUUAUCAGUGUGGGCGCAAACAAGGAAUUGCAACUCCAGAAUAAUUUACAUGCCAUGAUAAGAGAAUGGGAUUCACGUUUAUUCCCGACUGGUCCAUAUAAAGACACCGGUGUUAUGAUACUCUCUAAUUUAGAUGAUAUACAAGCGCUGUUGGAUGAUCAUAUUUUAAAGACACUUACCAUGCGUGGUUCUGCUUUUAUGAAGCCAUGCGAAGACGAGGUUUUGGCGUGGUACGAUAAGAUAAUGCGCGUAAAUGCUACUCUCGACCAGUGGGGUAAGGUUCAGUCGAAUUUCUUAUACUUGCUGCCGAUAUUCUCCUCCAAAGAUAUUGUGGCACAAAUGCCAGAAGAAGGUCGUCUUUUCCAAAUUGUUGAGCAGACAUUUACGCGCAAUAUGGCAAUGGUGCUGCGUCAACCUUUAGUCAUGGAAACGGCGCCACAAGCUGGCCUCCUCGAAUCGCUGAUAAAAGCAAAUGAACUACUCGAUGAUAUCACAACCGGUGUUAGUAAUUACUUGGAGAAGAAAAGAUUGUUCUUUCCACGUUUCUUCUUCUUAUCGAACGACGAAAUGCUCGAAAUACUCUCCGAAACAAAAGAUCCACUACGCGUACAACCGCAUUUGAGUAAGUGUUUCGAAGGCAUUAAUCUUCUAGAGUUCGAUGCGGAAAAAAAUGUUCUCGCUAUGAUAAGUAGUGAUCAAGAGAAGGUGCUAUUUGUUGAUCAAGUAUCGACCGCAGCUGCUGGUGGUAGCGUGGAAAAAUGGUUGAUUGGAGUAGAAGCGGAAAUGUUGAAAGCCGUACGCAAUGAAAUGGAGCUCUCCUAUGGACAUUAUCCCAAGGUGCAACGUUUCGAAUGGGUCUUGCAUUGGCCGCAGAUGAUUGUGUUAUGCGUUUCCCAAGUCUAUUGGGCAUCCAUGGUACAUAUGAAUUUGCGACGCUCUGCACUGAAUCAAAUCGCUAUGAAUGACUUCUUUGGCAGUCUUAAUAGGGACUUGAACGACAUUGUCGCAUUAAUACGCUCAACACAUAUAAAUAACCUAAAUCGGAUUACCAUUAAAUCACUCAUUGUAAUUGAUGUACAUGCGAAGGAUGUCGUCGAAGAUCUGAUCCGCAUGAAGAUAAGCAGUGAGUUCGACUUUCAAUGGAUGGCACAAUUACGUUAUUACUGGGAGAAUGGGGACAGUCUGGUACGCAUUAUAAAUGCUACCGUCCCAUAUGCUAAUGAGUAUUUAGGAAAUUCCGAUCGCUUGGUUAUCACACCAUUAACUGAUCGAUGCUACCGCACGUUGGUUGGUGCGUAUCAACUACAUUUGAAUGGCGCGCCCGAAGGACCGGCUGGCACAGGUAAAACAGAGACCACAAAGGAUUUGGCCAAAGCGCUCGCCGUACAGUGCAAAGUAUUCAAUUGCUCUGAUGGCUUGGAUUAUAAAGCAAUGGGCAAAUUUUUCAAAGGUCUAGCGUCGUGUGGCGCUUGGGCAUGUUUUGACGAAUUCAAUCGCAUAGAGUUGGAAGUGCUUUCGGUGGUGGCGCAACAAAUUUUACUUAUCAUACAAGCAGUGCGUGCUAAGGCGGUGAAAUUUAAUUUCGAAGGCACAGAGUUGACAUUGAAUCCGGCAUGUUAUGUUUGCAUUACCAUGAAUCCAGGCUACGCUGGUCGCUCUGAGUUGCCCGACAAUCUGAAAGUACUUUUCCGUUCCGUGGCAAUGAUGGUGCCGGACUACGCCAUGAUAGGUGAAAUCUCAUUAUAUUCCUACGGUUUUGUGGAUGCAAGAAAGUUAUCUGUUAAGAUCGUCACUACAUAUCGCUUGUGCUCGGAACAAUUGUCGAUGCAAAAUCACUACGAUUAUGGCAUGCGCGCCGUCAAGACUGUGCUCUCCGCAUGCGGUAAUCUUAAGAAGAAAUUCCCCAAUGAAAUGGAGGAUAUACUGCUAUUGCGUUCACUGCUCGAUGUUAAUUUACCGAAAUUUAUGUCCUUCGACAUACCACUCUUCGAGGGUAUCAUUUCGGACAUAUUCCCUGGUGUUGUAUUGCCCGAAACCGAUUAUAGUUUGAUUGAGACAGAGUUCGUGAGAAUUUGUGGUGAAAUGAUAUUGGAGCCGACCGAAAGUUUCCUCACCAAGGUUAUUCAAACGUAUGAAAUGAUUAUUGUGCGACAUGGAUUUAUGAUGGUGGGCGAACCGCUGGCAGGUAAGAGUAAAACGCUACAAGUGUUAGCCCACGUACUUUCGGCGCUUAAAAUUAAGGCGCCCAGUAAGAGUCAAUACUUCCAACACGUACAAAUGGGUAUAAUGAAUCCGAAAUCAAUAACUAUGAAUCAACUGUACGGCUCUUUUGAUCCCGUCUCGUAUGAAUGGAAUGAUGGUAUUAUAGCAAAAAUAUUUCGUGAAUUUGCGAUGACGCCCACACCAGACAGGAAAUGGGUAAUCUUUGAUGGACCAGUCGAUGCAGUUUGGAUUGAAAAUAUGAACACUGUCUUGGAUGAUAAUAAAAAGUUGUGUCUCAACUCCGGCGAAGUUAUAACAAUGAGCAAUGAGAUGUCUAUGAUAUUUGAGGUAAUGGAUUUGGCGCAAGCCUCACCGGCCACAGUCUCCCGUUGUGGCAUGAUAUAUAUGGAAACUGCCUCUUUGGGUUGGCGUUCUUUUGCAAAUUGCUGGCUAAGAAAAUGCAAUCCCAUUUGGGCAGAUGAAGAGACACAGGAAUAUAUAAUGGAGUUUCUAAAAUGGCUCCUUGAACCGUGUCAAGCCUUCAUACGCAGAAACUGCAAGGAACACAUAAAACCAGGAGAGUUCAACUGUUUAACUACAACAUUUGAUAUAAUCGAGAUGUUGCUAGAUAAUGCCGUUGUCGAGAACCCAGAUGAAUAUCAACGCCAUAUGCCCAUCUACGUACAAGCCAGUAUACUUUAUUCGUUUGUUUGGGGUUUAGCUGGUGUUCUGGAUACUGGAUCUAGGGAAAAGUUUGAUGCAUUUAUAAAAUCCUUGUGGCUGAGUGAAGAUAUACCUGAGAAAAUUGGGAAAUUAGAAAUAUCUGUGCCUGUGGAAGGACUACUCGUUGAUUAUGUAUAUGUAUUCAAGCAACGUGGCGCGUGGAAAUCUUGGACAGAAUUGGCUAAACGUAUGGAUGUCGAAGAAAACUCAAUGGGAGUUCAAGUGCCAACAAUAGAUACGGCUAGAUACAUCCAUAUACUGGAAAUGCAUAUAAAGAACAAUAAAAAGAUGUUACUCGUAGGACCAACUGGUACAGGAAAAAGUGCCUAUAUUCAAAACUACUUGAUGAAUAAAAUUGAUCGGGAUGCCAUCGAAUCAGCGUUUAUGACUUUUACGGUUAUGAUUACAGCAAAUCAAACACAAGAGCUGCUUAUCUCUAAGCUUGUGAAGUGGAAGCGCGGCAUUUACGGCCCUCCGAAAGGAAUGAAAACUGUGCUCUUCGUUGACGAUAUGAAUAUGCCAGUGAAAGAGAUAUAUGGAGCGCAGCCUCCUUUGGAGUUGUUGCGUCAAUACUUUGACUAUGGUCACGUGUACGAUCUGAAGGAUACUUCGAAAAUUUUCAUAAACGAUCUAUUGGUCCUGACGGCUUGUGGCUUGCCUGGCGGUAGUCGACAGGAUGUAUAUGCUCGUUUCCUGAAUCAUUUCAAUGUCUUCUCUAUCAAUACAUUUGGCGAUGAUACCAUGAAUCGUAUAUUUGUGAAUGUGUUAAUGAAUGGAUUCAAACGUUCUGGCCAUGGUAAUGAUGUGUUUGCCUCCACAAAUCAAAUCGUCAACGCCACCCAACAGAUUUAUAAAAGUGUACAGGCCGAAUUGAGAGCCACGCCGGCUAAGUCCCAUUAUAUAUUCAAUCUGCGGGAUAUUGCACGCGUUGUGAGCGCUUGUGCGCUUUUCAAAAAGGAAUCGGUUAGUGAUAAGAAAAUGUUUCCGCGCUUGUGGUAUCAUGAGGCUAUGCGUGUCUUUUAUGAUCGUCUUGUCGACGAUGCCGAUCGUGAAUGGAUGUUUCAGAAGUUCAAUGAUUGUAUCAAGAAUAAUUUUAAAGAGAAAUUGGAAACGGUCUUUGAAAAUUACUGCACCAACGUGGGUGGAGAAAUGACCUUCACCAUAGAGGGUGCACAUCGUAUAUUUUUCGGUGCAUUUAUGGAUGAGGAUAAUUUACCUGAUGAACGACGUUAUGAGGAGCUGCCUUCAAUGGAGGUAUUCUUUAAAUAUGCUGCCACCAGCUUAGAGGAUUACAAUUCUACGCGUCGUUCGAAAAUGGACAUCACCUUAUUUACAUUUGCUCUGGAGCAUCUAAAUCGCAUCUGUCGUAUUAUUGCCAUUAAUGGUGCCAGUGCUCUGCUAAUCGGCAUGGGCGGCUCAGGCAGACAAUCGCUUACCAAGUUGGCUUCCAACAUGGUGCAGACGUCAUUCUUUCAGCCCGAGAUCACAAAGAAUUAUGGUCCAAAUGAUUGGCAUGAUGACAUAAAAAAUAUUAUGAAGGAAUCUGGUGGCCUAAAUAAACACACCGUAUUUCUAAUGACUGAGAAUCAGAUAAAAAUGGAGCUGUUCCUACAGGACAUCGACUGCCUGCUGAAUCAGGGCGAAGUGCCCAACGUUUACGCCAUUGAUGAGAAGCAAGAAAUAUUGGAAUUAGUGCGUUUAGCAGCGCAAGGCGGUAACCGCAAUAUAGACAUAUCGCCACUGCAGGUUUUCUCAUUUUUCGUUAAUCGCUGCAAACAGAAAUUGCACAUUGUGCUCUGUCUGUCGCCAAUCGGCGAUGCGCUGCGUACGCGUGUACGGUUAUAUCCCUCAUUGGUAAGCUGUUGCACCAUUGACUGGUAUCAGAGUUGGCCUGAGGAAGCCCUAACAAUGAUUGCUAAAAUAUCUCUAGAAGGAGUCAAUGUACCCUCGACAGACAUCAAAGAUUCUAUUGUGCAAAUAUGUCAGUAUUUCCAUAUAAGCGCAGCGAAAGUUUGCAGGGAAUUCUGUGAGCUUACAGGUCGUCACAUAUAUCAGACCAACGCUUCGUUUCUAGAGCUAAUCAAGUCUUUUCAAAAUUUGAUUGGCCGUAAACAAAAGGAAAUCAUGGAGGCCAAAAUGCGUUAUAUCGGCGGCUUGGAUACUCUAGCAAAUGCGGCGGCAGCUAUUGCGCUCAUGCAGAAAGAAUUGAAUGCACUGCAGCCUCAGCUGGUGGCGCUUGCUGAGAAGUCAAGACAAAUGUUGAUUGAAAUCAAUAAGGAAACAAUAGCUGCUAGCGUCGCAGCGGAACAAGUUAAAAAGGACGAGGCGGUAGCUGCUGUACAGGCUGAAGCAGCACAGGGACUCAAGGAUGAGUGUGAAAAAGAUUUGGCGCAGGCUAUACCGGUGCUUGAAGAGGCAAUACAGGCGCUAAAUACUCUGAAGCCGGCCGAUAUUACUUUGGUCAAAUCUAUGAAAAACCCACCACCCGUAAUAAAACUUGUCAUGGCUGCGGUUUGUGUUAUUAAAGGAGUGCCGCCUGAGCGAAUACCCGACCCCAGUACGGGUAAAAUGGUAAACGACUACUGGGGUCCAAGCAAACGCAUAUUGGGUGAAAUGAACUUCCUACAACAACUGAAGGACUUUGACAAGGAUAAUAUUAAGCCCGAGAUUAUGGCGCGUAUACGUAAAGAGUUCAUACCGAAUAAAGACUUUCAGCCGAAAAUAGUUGCUAAAGCAUCUAGUGCGGCCGAAGGUCUAUGCAAGUGGAUCAUAGCGAUGGAUUUGUAUGAUAAUGUCGCAAAGGUGGUAGCGCCCAAAAAGGCGAAGUUAGCCGCGGCCGAAAAGGAAUACUCGGACACAAUGAAAUUUUUAAACGAAAAGCGCGAACUUGCCGCGGCGCUUGAAGCGAAGGUCGCUAAACUCAAUGAGGAGCUGGACAAUGCUAAUGCCGAAAUGAAGCGCACACAGGACGAGGCGGACUUCUGUCAAAGCAAGUUGGAGCGUGCAACAGCACUUAUUGACGGUUUAGGAGGUGAAAAGGCGCGCUGGACUCAAGCAGCAGAAAAUUUACAGGGAAUUUACGAUAACUUACCCGGAGAUAUACUACUCUCGUGUGGUAUUAUUGCAUAUCUCUCUGCUGUAAAUCUAUACUAUAGAACCAAGUGUACAACGGAUUGGUUCAAACGUUGUACCCAGGCUGGUAUACCAACUUCUAAGGAAUAUAAUAUAACUACAACACUGGGUUUAGAGAUCACUAUACAGAAUUGGAACAUUAAUGGAUUGCCAAAAGAUGUUUUCUCCACAGAGAAUGCCAUCAUAGCCGAUAGUUCAAGUCGUUAUAGUUUAUUUAUAGAUCCACAAGGGCAAGCUAAUAGUUGGAUUAAAAAUAUGGAAAGAAAAAAUCGCCUAAGUAGUGUGAAGUUCAAUCAAGCUAACUAUAUGAAGGUCAUUGCUGAGUGCAUGGAAUAUGGCUCACCCGUGAUUAUUGAAAAUGUACUGGAGGAAUUGGAGGUUCCACUCGAUCCGAUAUUGAUGCGCAAAACCUUUAAACAGGGCGGCCAGAAUUUUAUAAGUUUGGGAGAUAAUAUUGUACCGUUGAGUGAUAAUUUUCGUCUUUACAUGACUUGUAACUUGAGGAAUCCACACUUCCUGCCCGAGACCUUUAAUAAAGUGACUAUAAUUAAUUUUGCUUUGACACAGAACGCACUGGAAGAUCAGCUUUUAAGCAUUGUGGUCGCGAAGGAACGUCCCGAUUUGCAGGAGUUGCGUAUGAUGUUGAUAAAUGAGGCGGCAAAAAAUAAGGCUGCUCUCAGGGAUGCUGAAAAUAUGAUACUGAAAACCUUAUCCUCUGCAGAGGGUGACAUUUUGGAAAAUGAGAGCGCUAUACAAAUUCUGAACGAAUCUAAGGAACUGUCAUUGGAUAUAGUUGCAAAACAGGCUGCGUCGCGUGAAACUGAAAUGAAAAUUGAAGCGUUCAGAUUGAAUUACAAACCUGUGGCAGUUCAUUCUUCGGUGCUUUAUUAUUCAAUCACCGACCUGCCCAACAUAGAUCCAAUGUAUCAAUUUUCGCUUAAUUGGUACAUUAAUCUCUACGAGUAUUCCAUUGAGAGUGCAAAUAAGUCUAAGGAUCUGCCGCGUCGCAUAAAGUUCCUAGUGGAUGGUGUGACAAGAAAUUUGUACAAUAAUGUUUGCCGUUCGAUAUUUGAGAAGGAUAAGCUAUUGUUUUCCUUCAUACUCACCUGUCGAAUUCUAUUAGGCACAGGUCAACUAAGGAUGGUGCAACUAUCACAUUUACUUACGGAUGCUAAAGAAUCGGACAGAAUCUCAACUAAUCCCGAUCAAUCUUGGAUUACGGAUAUUUUAUGGAUGAACGUUGUGCGUUUGGAAGAACUACCUGAACUGCGGGGCUUUGCAGCCAGCUUUGCUAAGGGGCUUAAUGACUGGAAGCGUAUCUAUGAUCAUGUUGAGCCCGAAAACCAGGUUAUACCCUCACCCUGGAAUGAGAAGUUAACACGUUUCGAAAAGAUACUUGUUUUGAAAGCAUUACGUCCGGAUAAAGUGUUUAUAGCCAUUCGUAACUUUAUCGCUGCGGAAAUGGGUACACAAUUCGUAACGCCGCCCGAGUUCGAUAUUGGCAUGUCCUAUAAGGAGUCCAACGCGCUGACACCGUUAAUUUUCAUAUUAUCGCCAGGUGCAGAUCCCCUCGGUUCGCUGUUAGCGUAUGCAGAGAAGGCUGGCUUCAUGGAAACUUUUCAAAGCAUAUCACUGGGUCAAGGACAGGGUCCCAUCGCCUUGGGUCUUAUUAAAGACGCACAGGAUUUGGGUUAUUGGGUUUGUUUACAAAACUGUCACUUGGCUGCUUCUUGGAUGCCGACACUGGAAUAUGCCUGGGAAAAUAUGGACACAUUCAACACCUCACCCAGUUUUCGUUUGUGGUUAACAAGCUAUCCGACACCGAAAUUUCCUGUUGCUUUAUUACAAAAUGGAGUGAAAAUGACUAAUGAACCGCCUACUGGUCUCAAGGAGAAUAUCAUGCGUUCGUACAACUCAGAACCAAUAAACGAUCCUACUUUUUACUUAGGUUGUGCCAAACAGGAUCGAGCAUUCACUCGCCUACUCUUCGGUAUUUGUUUCUUCCACGCAGUAGUCCAGGAGCGUCGAAAGUACGGACCUUUGGGAUGGAAUAUCUCAUAUGGAUUUAAUGAAUCCGAUCUUCAGAUAUCCGUUUUGCAACUCAAUAUGUUGCUCAAUCAGUAUGAUCACGUGCCUUACGAUGCUUUGUCAUAUUUGACUGCCGAAUGUAAUUACGGCGGUCGCGUCACAGAUUAUUGGGAUCGCCGCGCCAUUAUUACUAUACUAGCCGAUUACUUAAAUGCUGACGUAGUCAAUGAUAAUCGAUACCGAUUCGCAACAGACGAUCGCUUCAUAUUGCCACGCAAGACGGAACACCGUGAGAUAUUACGUUAUGUUGAUGAAAAUUAUCCUUCAUUAGCUGCACCGGAAGUCUAUGGGCUGCAUGGCAAUUCAGGCAUAACUCGGGAUCUACAAACUACUAGAACACUACUAGAUUCCAUGGUUGCAAUUAUUGGCAGCGAAAUGGCCACCACCGGUGCCGGCACGCAGAGUCAGGACGAAACAUUGUUGCAGACCAUAAAUCAUAUAGCAAAAACUAUGCCCUCUGAUAUGGAUAUUGAUCAUGCCAAAGCUAAGUAUCCGGUUAAUUAUAAUGAAUCCAUGAACACGGUAUUGGUGCAGGAGAUGGAACGUUUUUUGAAAUUACAAAAGGAGAUACGCGCCUCGUGCCGUGAUCUCGAUAUGGCUAUAAAAGGAAUUGUUGUAAUGACACCCGAAUUGGAGAAUGUGCUGAAUGCAAUUAAAUUAAAUCGUAUACCAGUCAAAUGGCUAUCCAAAUCAUAUCCGAGUUUGAAGACUUUGGGCUCCUACAUCAAUGAUUUAUACAAGCGUCUGGAUUGGCUGCAGCAUUGGUAUGCGCACGGUAAGCCGCCAACGUUUUGGUUAUCGGGGUUUUUCUUCACCCAAGCUUUUCUGACUGGCGCCAUGCAGAACUUUGCACGGAAGUAUAAAAUUCCAAUAGACACUUUAACGUUCGACUUCGAGGUGUUAUAUGAAGAAAGCAUGGAAUCUCCCCCUGCGGAUGGUGUUUAUGUAAACGGACUCUUUCUUGAAGGCGCUCGUUGGAAUUUGAAAAACAACAUUAUUGACGAACAACUACCAAAAGUGCUCAUUUAUACAAUGCCAGCCAUUUAUUUUAAACCCAUGGUGAUAUUAAGCCUGAUCGAAGGAACACGAUACAAAUGUCCCUUAUAUAAAACAUCUGAACGUAAAGGGGUACUCUCAACUACAGGCCAUUCAACGAAUUAUGUAAUACCAAUUCUUUUGAAAACGAAAGUCAAGGCCACGCAUUGGAUUAAACGAAGCGCUGCUUUAUUAUGUCAAAAAACCGAUUAAUUUUUAUUUGUUAUCCCUUAUGCGUAUAAGCAUUAUUUUUAUUAGUUAUGUAUAUA
Messenger RNA from Ceratitis capitata (Mediterranean fruit fly), 12001 nucleotides. It is a transcript of the gene Dhc62B, whose product is annotated as dynein heavy chain 12, axonemal. Gene Ontology annotation, molecular function: minus-end-directed microtubule motor activity; dynein intermediate chain binding; ATP binding. Gene Ontology annotation, biological process: microtubule-based movement. NCBI's taxonomy places the organism in Eukaryota, Metazoa, Arthropoda, Insecta, Diptera, Tephritidae. Bases 63 to 11945 code for a protein of 3960 amino acids. Gene Ontology annotation, cellular component: dynein complex. The record is from RefSeq and is a predicted model, not a curated record. The transcript is spliced from 14 exons.